Messenger RNA from Blepharisma stoltei, 846 nucleotides. The record is from the annotation of a GenBank genome assembly. Lineage: Eukaryota; Ciliophora; Heterotrichea; Heterotrichida; Blepharismidae.
AUGGAAAGCGAAGAAGUGUAUGAUGCAAAUCACACAAAAUUCAAUGAACUCUGGAAAAGUGGCUGGCGCUGCUAUUACGAAGAAUAUACUAUCAUAAAAGGGAUAUCAAUUAAUAAAGAAUAUUCAGAAUCUUGCCUGCAAAACAUGAGGAUAAUGGAUCUUGGCUGUGGAUCAGGAGAUCUUGUGGCUCAUAUGAUUGAAAAGGGCGCUGAAAAAGCAGUUGGUGUCGAUAUUUCUCAGAAAAUGAUUGAUGAUGCAAACGAUAGGCUUUUUACCAGAGAAGACUGGUACUCGCGCUUUGCAUUUGAAAAAGCUAAUUGUUUUUCCAUUGAAAAUAUGAACGAAAUUAUGCCUAUUGAGAAAUAUGCUCACUACUUUGACGCAAUUUCUUCUAUCUUUUUGAUUUGCUAUGCAGAAAGUGAAAGAGAAUUAAGUGAAUUCUUUCGUCUUUGCAACAGAUAUCUAAAAGACAAUGGCAACAUAGCGUUGAUAACCUUAAAUCCCAGGAUUGCUUUGGAGUUCGCAGAAUAUCAAGAAAAGACCAAAAAUUCACCAUUUAGACUGAUUAGUAUGAGAGAAAAUAACGGCCUGCCUGUAGUUGAAGGAGGAUUUUAUGAUAUUGAAACAAAUGAAUUGAAAUUCACGAUUCAUCCAAUUGUCUACUCAAGGGAACAGAUUCAGCAGGUCUUAGAAGAAAAUGGUUUUGAGACUGAAGAAAUGGAAUAUCCAGCUUUUCAUCCAGAUUUUGAUGUUAAUGUACUUUCACCUAUCAUAACUAUGGAUUUUCUUACAAGAAAUGACUCUAAAAAUAUUUUUUGUAAAGCAAAAAAGGUGCGCUCUUUAUAG